UGAGGAAAAGGAGGCUCACUCCUGCUCUCACCUUGAGCUUUGGUCGCCGUAGCUCGUCGUCCAAAAGCGCAAGAUAGAGCAGGCGAGCUUGCUGCAGAUCGCGUGCUGCUGCGGGGCUGCGUGCGUGGUGGCAGAUUGCUUCUCUCGGCUUGUUGGAAUUGUGUGAGUGAGUGAGGAUUGAUGGAGCGAACGGGGGAGCGGAGGGGCGAGACGCGAGGGCGAGGCGCGUAUAGCGAGGAGGUGUAUGAACGAGGGAAGAGAAGCCGGGAGGAUGAUGGCCGGGACGAUUGGCGCGGGGGCGGGGGCGUGAAGCGGUCGGUGCGGGUUGGCGAGCGAGGCGGAUUUCGGAGUGGUGGAGAUUUUCGGUCUAUGUCGAGGUCUAGGUCGAGGUCCAGAGAGAUAGAGCGAGAGCGUGUAGGGAAAGAGGCGGAGGAUGGUGAGCGGAAGGGUGAGCGCAGACGGAGGUCUUCUUUCGAAUAUGACUCUGAUGAUUGGCGCACGGAGAAGAGGAGGCGGUAUCAUCGUGAAUUGGACAGUAGUCGGCAUUAUCACGGGUCCAGAGGGGGCCGCGAUAGGCAGUGGAUUGGUAGAGUGGAUUACGACCGGCGGGAGCGAUUUGUUGCACCGUCUCGCGAUCGCGACAGGGAAGGUGAGCGGUCGCAUGUUGGAAAGGAGAGAAUUAAGGAUGGGGUGGAGGACUCGAAAGUGGAGUUGGAAAAUGGACAGAAUGGGGACAAUGAAGAAGAGGAGAAGGCGCGUACUUAUCAGCUUGAAGUACUAGCACAAGCGAAGAUGAAGAAUACCAUCGCAUUCCUUGAAACAGGCGCUGGGAAGACCCUGAUUGCGGUGCUAUUGAUGAAGCAUAAGUACCAGGUGUUGCGGGAGCAGGGAAGGCGUAUGCUCGCCGUCUUUCUCGUCCCCAAAGUACCACUUGUCUACCAGCAAGCAGAGGUGAUUCGCAACGGCACAAAUUUCGUUGUUGGACAUUAUUGCGGGGAAAUGGGUCAAGAUUUCUGGGAUGCUCGGAGGUGGCAGCGAGAAUUCGACACCAGAGAUAUUUUUGUAAUGACCGCACAGAUUCUCUUGAACAUCCUUAGGCACAGCAUUGUAAGAAUGGAAGCUAUUCACCUACUCAUUUUAGACGAGUGUCACCAUGCCGUGAAGAAACAUCCUUACUCGUUGGUGAUGUCUGAAUUCUAUCAUGUUACACCUAAAGACAAACGACCGUGUGUUUUUGGGAUGACAGCGUCGCCCGUGAAUCUUAAAGGAGUGUCGAAUCAGGAGGAUUGUGCAAUAAAGAUUCGAAACUUAGAAAGUAAACUGGAUUCGAUAGUGUGCACAAUUAAGGAUCGGAAGGAGCUUGAGAAGCACGUGCCCAUGCCAUCAGAGAUAAUGGUCCUAUAUGAUAAGCCGGCCUUGCUUUUCUCAUUGCGGGAGGAGAUAAAACUGAUGGAGUCUACUGUAGAGGAGGCUGCUAAUGCAAGUGUCAGACGCAGCAAAUGGAAAUUCAUGGGCGCUCGGGACGCGGGUGCUAAAGAGGAAUUGCGUCUCGUAUAUGGUGUUGCAGAGAGGACAGAAAGCGACGGCGCAGCUAGUCUUUCUCAAAAGCUCAGAGCUAUUAUAUAUGCGCUUGAUGAGUUGGGUCAAUGGUGUGCAUACAAGGUUUCUCUCACAUAUCUUACGAGUCUACGUAAUGAUGAAAGAAUUAGUCAUCAAUUAGAUGUAAAAUUUCAAGAGAUGUACUUGAAGAAGGUUUGCGCCCUUCUGCGCUGCAAUCUACAUGAAGGCGCUGUAGCUAGUAAAGCUCCUGCUGAAAUUGGAGAGUCUGUGGCUGUUGAGGGCGAUAAAGCACAAGAUCCAAUGGAUGUGGAAGAAGGAGAGCUUCCUGACUCUCAAGCGGUAUCAGUUGGUGAACAUGUGGAUGAGAUCCUUGGAGCUGCUGUAGCAGAUGGAAAGGUGACUCCGAAGGUGCAGUCCCUAAUUAAGAUCUUGCUACGGUAUCAGCACACCGAUGACUUCCGAGCUAUCAUAUUUGUAGAGCGGGUAGUUGCCGCGCAGGUGUUGCCCAAGGUCUUCGCAGAAUUGCCUUCAUUGAAGUUUGUGAAAUGUGCCAGUCUGAUAGGGCAUAACAACAAUCAAGAUAUGCGGACACGGCAGAUGCAGGAGACAAUUUCCCAGUUUCGAGAUGGACGGGUGACGUUGCUGGUGGCUACAAGCGUGGCUGAGGAGGGAUUAGAUAUUCGCCAAUGUAAUGUGGUCAUUCGUUUUGAUCUCGCCAAAACUGUGCUAGCUUACAUUCAGUCUCGUGGUCGUGCUCGGAAGCCGGGUUCAGAUUACAUUCUCAUGCUUGAGAGAGGAAAUCAGCAACAUAAGGUGUUUUUGCGGAAUGCAAAAAACAGUGAGGAGACUUUACGGAAGGAGGCCAUUGAAAGAACUGAUCUGGGUGAAAGGAGAGAAAAUGCAAUUCUGGCCUCCAUGGAUUUAGGGGAUAGGGAGAUUUACCAGGUGCCAGCCACUGGGGCAGUAGUGAGCAUGAACUCAGCUGUAGGUCUUAUUCACUUCUACUGCUCUCAGCUUCCUAGUGACAGGUACUCUAUUUUGCGCCCCGAGUUUAUCAUGAACAAGAUUGAGAGUCAAGGGGGUGCUGUAAGAUAUUCAUGCAAACUUCAGUUGCCUUGCAAUGCUCCACUUGAGAAUGUUGAUGGGCCAGAAUGCAAUUCGUUACGAGGAGCGCAGCAGUCUGUGUGCUUGGAGGCAUGUAAAAGACUUCAUGAGAUGGGGGCCUUUACCGACAUGCUACUACCUGAUAAAGGUAGUGGGGAAGAGGCUGCAAAGGUGGAGGGUAGUGAAGAAGGAGAGCCUCUUCCUGGCACAUCCCGCCAUCGAGAAUACUAUCCUGAGGGCAUUGCCGAUAUACUGAAGGGCGAUUGGAUUUUGGCUGAUAAAGAUCCCGAUGCUAAACCAGGCAGCAAUGUAUUAGUAUAUGUAUACAUGGUCAAAUGUGAAAAUGUUGGCUUUUCGAAAGACAAUCUAUUGACUGAGACAUCUGAUUUCGUCAUACUCGUUGGUCAAAAGCUCCAAGAUGAGGUGUUAGACAUGACAAUGGAUCUUUUUGUUGCACGAACAAUGAUUACUAGAGCGUCUCUCGAGUUUUGUGGUAACUUGGACUUGAGUCUACACGAGUUGACUGACCUCAAGAGUUUUCAUGUGAGGCUUAUGAGCAUUGUUUUAGACGUCAAUGUCGAUCCAGCAACUACUCCUUGGGAUCCUGCUAAAGCGUACCUUUUUGCGCCAGUUGCGCAUAAAGUUGAUUCCGAUCCUUUAGAGAUGGUGGAUUGGGGCUUGGUGAGAAAGACGAUAGAAACAGAUUCGUGGAGCAAUCCAUUGCAGCGCGCACGGCCUGAUGUAUAUUUAGGAACUGAUGAACGUGCUCUCGGCGGAGAUCGUAGGGAGUACGGAUUUGGAAAGCUGCGAUGCGGCUUGGCCUUCGGUCAAAGAGCACAUCCAACUUAUGGAAUUCGUGGUGCGGUAGCCCAAUUUGAUGUGGUGAAAGCCACAGGUCUUCUCUCUUCUCAAGAUAUUGUGGAGAAGACAGUUGUCCAGGAAGUACCCCCAGAGGGCAAGCUGCUGAUAGCGGAUGGUUUUGUUGAAGUCGAAGGAUUGGUUGGACGGAUUGUUACUGCGGUGCACUCAGGAAAGAGGUUUUAUGUGGAUUCAGUGCGCUUCGACAUGACAGCUGAUAGCUCUUUUCCUCAAAAGGAUGGGUACCUUGGUCCGUUGGAAUACACAUCUUACGCUGAUUAUUACAAACAAAAGUAUGGGGUCGAGUUGGUUUGCAAGAAACAGCCUCUGUUGAGGGGUCGUGGGGUUUCUCAUUGCAAAAAUUUAUUGUCGCCACGUUUUGAGACCUCUACUGGUGGAACACUCGACUCUCUGGAUGCCUUGGAUAAGACGUAUUAUGUGAUGCUGCCACCUGAGCUUUGCCUUAUACAUCCUCUUCCGGGAUCCUUGGUGAGAGGCGCACAAAGAUUGCCAUCGGUCAUGAGACGUGUAGAGAGCAUGUUGCUUGCCAUACAACUAAAGCACCAAAUCGAUUACCCUAUUGCUGCUUCGAAGGUUUUGGAGGCAUUGACAGCUGCGUCUUGUCAAGAGACCUUCAGCUAUGAGCGUGCAGAACUUCUUGGAGACGCGUACCUGAAAUGGGUUGUUAGUCGUCGAUUGUUCCUGAAGUAUCCUUGUAAACAUGAGGGGCAGCUUACACGUAUGAGACAGCAGAUUGUCAGUAAUUCUGUCCUGUAUCAAUAUGCUCUUGAUAAAGGACUUCAGAGUUACAUUCAAGCCGACCGCUUCGCACCAUCCCGGUGGGCCGCACCGGGGGUGCCUCCUGUGUUUGAUGAGGAUAUAAAAGAUGGCGAUGAUUCAGACAAAUCUUUGAAGGCUGAAGCUUCAAGAGAAGUUGUGGAGAUCGUCAGUGAGGAAGGUGAAAUUGUCGUCAAGGAGCUGAGUACCGAAAGUGCAAGCAUGGAAGAUGGUGAAAUUGAAGGUGAUUCCAGCGCCUAUCGAGUGUUGUCAAGUAAAACACUGGCAGAUGUAGUCGAAGCAUUCAUAGGAAUAUACUAUGUGGAGGGGGGCCAGGACGCUGCAACCCACUUGAUGAAUUGGAUAGGCAUCCCCGUUGAGUUUGAUGACGCAGAAGCAGAGUUGGCCAUUGGAGGAUGUGAAGUUCCUGAAACCGUCAUGUUGAGUAUAGACUUCGACUCAUUAGAGGCAAGUAUUGGCCAUAAAUUUCGUAAGCGAAGCCUGUUGGUAGAAGCCAUAACACAUGCGUCUAGACCAUCGUCGGGAGUUCCUUGCUACCAAAGACUGGAGUUUGUGGGGGACGCCGUGUUGGACUAUCUAAUUACCCGUUUCCUAUUCUUCAAAUACACUGAUUUACCGCCAGGUCGAUUGACCGAUUUGCGAGCUGCUGCAGUGAAUAAUGAGAAUUUCGCACGUGUUGCCGUGAAGCACUCGUUUCACCUUCAUUUGCGGCAUGGUUCUAGUGCCUUAGAGACGCAGAUACGCAACUUUGUGAAUGAUAUACAGACCGAAUUAGAUAAGCCUGGAGUUAACUCUUUUGGACUCGGAGAUUUUAAGGCCCCUAAAGUGCUGGGCGACAUUCUCGAGUCCAUUGCAGGAGCUCUAUUCCUGGAUGCUUGUCUAGAAACAGACCAUGUGUGGAAGGUUUUUGAGCCCUUAUUACAGCCGAUGGUGACCCCUGAAACAUUGCCGAUGCAUCCAGUACGAGAGUUGCAGGAGCGUUGUCAACAACAAGCUGAAGCUUUGGAGUAUAAAGCGUCACGUGCAGGUAACGUUGCAACUGUGGAGGUUUAUGUGGACGGUGUACAGAUUGGAUCUGCGCAAAAUGCUCAGAAGAAAAUGGCGCAGAAAUUAGCUGCUCGUAAUGCGUUGGUCAUAUUGAAGGAAAAGGAGGUAACGAAAGAAAAAUCCGAAGCAGAGAAUAGUGAGGCCAAUAAUGGAAAAUCCAGUAAGAAUGGCCAUACCAAUUUCACUCGCCAAACGCUUAAUGACCUUUGCUUAAAGAGACAGUGGCCUAUGCCGCAGUACAGGUGCGUCUUGGAAGGAGGGCCAGCGCACGCUAAGAAAUUUACGUUUUCUGUCCGUGUGCUUACCACCACGGAUGGAUGGACUGAAGAAUGUGUUGGAGAUCCCAUGCCGAGCGUGAAGAAAGCCAAAGACUCUGCAGCACUUUUACUUCUGGCUUUACUGAAGCGUUCUUAGUUUAUGGGUAAUAGUGAUAUACACUACCAAAGUAAUUCGAGUUAUCAGUAAACUCACGAGAUCAAAUAUCUGGUUUUGGACAAUCUAGGAUUGAAUCCAUAGCGCCCUGUUGACAGCAAAUUACAUAUCAAUGAUUUGCAGCUGCGAUAUACACCCAUUACAAGGUUUGGAUAGCACUAGCGCCAGCUUGUCUAAGACAUGGCAAUUGGCAGAGUCUUCACGUUGGGUACACAAUAUUUAUUGCGUAAGUAUUCGAUUAGAAGGAUGGAUUACACAAUUCGUCAAUCCGUACUAUAUGAAAAAAGUAGGAUUGGUACUUUAGGAAAAAAAUUCCUUCCAGGAAAGCCCAAGUUGCCUUAUUCCUGGUGUAUCCGAGUUUCAGGUACGUGACGCUUUUUUCUUUUAUUAGAGAACUCAUUAUAUGACGAAAGUUGGUAUAAUUCUACCAAUUUACUCUACGUUUUAUCUUUCAAAUUGAAAUGUCGUACACAUCCGGCCAAGUGAGUUUCUCAUGAAA
This is a messenger RNA of Physcomitrium patens, 6298 nucleotides long. Its product is annotated as endoribonuclease Dicer homolog 1. Gene Ontology annotation, cellular component: nucleus; cytoplasm. Gene Ontology annotation, molecular function: ribonuclease III activity; protein binding; RNA binding. NCBI's taxonomy places the organism in Eukaryota, Viridiplantae, Streptophyta, Bryopsida, Funariales, Funariaceae. Gene Ontology annotation, biological process: siRNA processing. The record is from RefSeq and is a predicted model, not a curated record.